Messenger RNA from Penaeus chinensis, 5483 nucleotides. RefSeq names its product choline transporter-like 1. Lineage: Eukaryota; Metazoa; Arthropoda; Malacostraca; Decapoda; Penaeidae. Gene Ontology annotation, biological process: transmembrane transport. Gene Ontology annotation, cellular component: membrane. Gene Ontology annotation, molecular function: transmembrane transporter activity. The record is from RefSeq and is a predicted model, not a curated record. The coding region runs from base 120 to 2186 and encodes 688 amino acids. The transcript is spliced from 15 exons.
CUCAGGUUGUAAACAAACUCUCAAGGAAUAGUUUGGCGUCUGUCUCGGAAGAUUUUCUUAUAACGCCCUUUUCUCCUUUAUAUACACCUCCAUGAACAGAUAGUGCAAGGGCAACGACAAUGGGUCUUUGCGGUGACAGUACAAGUCCCAUGAGAGAGGAGGAGCGGCGACCUACAGAUGUUAUUUGGCUUAUAUUUUUCUUCCUCUUCUUAGCCCUUCUGAUAUUCAUCGCGGCCUUUGCCUUGGUGUAUGGAGAUCCACUGAGAUUAGUGAAUGGAUAUGAUAGUUUUGGAAAUGUAUGUGGAAGCAGUAAUGCAGACAUGGCAGACCACAAUGAUAGCAGAAUGAGUUUAUCAGGUUACGAUACAUCAGAUCGCAGAUACGUUUUCUUCUUCGACGUCCAAGACCUGAGUGGAUCCACGAAGGUGUGUGUGAAAGAGUGCCCAGACCAGACCCUCCACACCUUCCAAGACAUACAGGACUUCUACUUGCGCACAGGCUCUCAGCUUUGCAGGUACGAUUACACAAAACAUGAAGAAGACAUUAAUAAGAUGCAGUCCAUCAAUGCCCGACAGGCCAACGAGAGCUUGCCAUCUCCAGAAUGCCCAAGCCUCCCAGUAUAUCACAGCAAUCCGGUGCUGAAUCGGUGUGUGCCAGUAGAAGGCGAAGGGCCGGCAGGUCUUGUGUACAAUCUCUAUGGAUACCUGAACUCUUUGGAUAUUCUGGAACAGGUGCUAGCAGAUCUCUAUGCAUCCUGGCAUCUGGUUCUUAUUUUCAUUUUCAUUACCCUGGGUAUCUCCUGUGUGGUGAUGCUGUUAUUGCAUUACAUGGCAGGACUCUUGUCAUAUGCCAUUAUGAUUGCAGUGAUGAUUGUUUCUACUGCAUUGACGGUUUUGUUGUGGUGGAGCUACAUCAGCGUCCAUCUGCAGCUGGAUAAUGCUCCACUUGAUCAGAUACUGGAAGAGACGGUGCGCAAUGAGAGAGCACUCUUGAUCUAUGCCAUCAUUGCAACAGUAAUGACUGUGGCCUUGCUGGCUCUGGUGCUGUAUGUACGACCACACAUAACAAUGGUGGCCGAACUAUUCAAGCACGCAGGGGCCUGUCUGACUCGCCACCCAGGGUUGCUCCUACAGCCUGUGAUCACAUUCUUCGUGCUCUUGGCCUUCUUCCUGUUCUGGGUGUGGGUCCUGAUGUCACUUGCCACAGCCAAGCACUUGAGAAGUUCAAGACUACAAACAACCUUGCAAGAAGUGAUCAACAAUAAUUCAGCCAUUCUAAGCGAGGGAGAGGACACCAACCUUACUUUUAUGCGUACACCCCAGCGUAUCCUCGAGUACGUUGACCCGUCAUGGGUGCGCUCCAUGUGGUGGGUUUGGGUCCUGGGACUAGUUUGGGUUGCGGAGUUCAUCCUUGCAUGUCAACAGAUGAUCAUUGCAUCGGCAGUUUCGACGUACUAUUUCUCAAGGCAAGAGGGCCGUGGCAAAGUUCGACACCCCAUCUGGUGGUCAUGGCGAACCCUUCUUCUCUACCACCUCGGCACAGUGGCUAAGGGCUCACUUCUCAUCACCCUUUGCAAGCUACCUCGCCUGAUAAUACAGUGGAUUACCAAAAAAUGCAAGGACCCAGAACAUAGCUGUGCAAGAUGUGGGCUAAGACUCUGCUGUUGCUGCCUCUGGUGCUUUGAACAUUUCCUCAAAUACAUGAACCACAAUGCAUACACUGUCACAGCAACAAGAGGCACUGCAUUCUGCGAGUCUGCCAAGAUCGCAUGGCGUGUGGUCCUGACAAACAUGCUCCAGGUGGCUACAGUGAACAGCAUAGGUGACUUGACAAUUUUCUUGGCCAAAAUCACAGUAACGGCACUGGUAUGCUGCAUUGCCCUCCCAGUACUACAUGCCAACCCCACUCUUCAUCUUUAUGCAGUACCACUAAUUGUUACAGCUGUCUUUGCAUUCUUCAUCACCCACUGUGUUUUCUCUGUUUAUGAGAUGGCUGUUGACACUCUGUUCUUGUGUUUCUCCGAUGACUACAACACUUACGACACCACCGACGGGCGUGAGUUGGUGGCCGACAAAGAGCUGUAUGAGUUCAUGGUGAAGCACGAAGACAUUGACAGAAAGAACUCAAGAAAGCCAAGGCGCCGCGACCCCCCCGAGACCAUUCGGUUCAAGGAAGGGGCCGUGUGAAGGCAGAGGAAGUUUCUGACAAUGCUUGCCGCUGCAGAAACUGAUUCCUUUUUACAUGCUCCGCCCCUCUCCGAGACGGAAUAUUUACUAUGACUUUGGUAACCAAUGAUGGUUUAUUGAUUUAAAGAUAAAUGCAAUAAAAAUUAUGAUCAACAGAUUGUUGCAUCUGACAGUAACACAUUUUUAUGUGUAACUCAUUGCAGUCAUGCUGUAGUAAGGAUUGACUCUGAUAAUCAUUGGCAGAUAUCAUAGUUUGAGAUGAAUGUAAUAGUAAAGGAACAAAAAAAUAGUACUCUUAUUUAAAUGAAAUGUUCAUAAUUAAGGAUAGGGUAAUGACUUCUAGAAAGUAUCUAGGGUGUGGUAAUAGAUAAGGAGAUGCAUUAUUUAACAGGCAACAGUAUUGACAGAAGUGGCUAACUACAAGAAGCUCAAUAUUUGAUAUCAGAACUCUUAUUUGUACUUUCAGGAAAAAUAUCAGUAAGCACAGGGAACUCAUUAAGGAGACUUUUAGGUUAUGUUAUAAUUUCUUACUAAUAGUUUUCCUAGCAAUCGUUCUACUAAUGAGAGGAGUCAUACAUACCAUCCAAAGUGUAUAUUUUACUUAGGGAACUUAGACCUGAUUCUGUUUUCUUUUCUUUCUUUUUUCUCCUAAUUCUUGAUCGUUUCACGUCAUCCUUGUGUUCUUUUUGAUGUGUUACUGGCUUCUUGUUUUUUUUUUUUUUUUUUCUUUCUCUUUCUCAUUCUCUUUUUCUUUUUCUCUCUUUUCCACCCAUACUAUCUGCCAUCAAUGUACUUAUUACUUUUGUGUAUAUAGGUUUUUCUUUCUUUUUAAGUGAUAAUCUGCUGUUAAUGAUACUGGAAUAUCAUCUGUGAUAUUUCAUGAUCAUUUUGAAAUUCCUCUUUAUAUUUUAAGUCUGUGAUUUUUUAAUAUGUGAUAAAACUAUUUUCAUCUAAAUGAAAUUUUCCUCUUCUCAACUAAUAUCUAUAUAUUUGUACUUUUUACAUUUGCGUGGACAUGUUUUAAGAAAAUUGGUGAUUUGGCAAUAGGAAAAGAUAGAAUUUAUUUUGAUAUAAGAAAUUCAAAUUUAGUUUCUUCUCUUGGUCAGAAUUCUUCAGAGAUUUGCAAGUGAUUUUGAUGGCAGUAGCAUAGAUAUUGAACAUUGCAGCUGGUAAUGUAACAUUAAACAAAUUAUUUUGUUAUGAACCCCACAUACUGAGUCACAACUCAUCAUCCACCAUACCUGAAGGAUAGUACAAGACAAAUCUGUACCAUUUGUUUUGUUUUGUUUUGUCUGUUUCAUUUUGUGAUGAAUUCUAUGCAAAUGCACGAUAUGUUUAUAUAUACAAAUUCACCUUCCCAGAUUUGGUAAUUGGUAAGCAAUUAGUGACCGCUAAAUGCUCUAUUGUGGUGAUCCACCAUUUGUCCAGCAUACAUUAUAAGUACCCUGUGCAAGUUUGUUAGUCUUAUCUCUCCAUUACAUUUGUAAUGGUGACUAGUGUCCUCAAUCAUUUAGGAUUUGACUUAUAUUUCAGAGAAAUUUUAGUCAAGUGAUGGAUAUGGAAGGCAGAGGCAUGACAAUAGCUUGUUAAUACUCAAAAGAGGUUAGUUGAAAUAUGAGAGAAGCUGUUUUUGAAGUGUUAUGAGUGAGUAGCCAGCUACUCACUAUAAUGGAGGAUUGCAAGAAAGGUUUGGGCAUUGGCAGUUUUUCUAAUUCAUGUUACUGGUACUUUUUUACACUUAGUUUUUUCUUCUUCUCAUUGCCCAAACAGUCAUUUUUAGCAUAUAAAUUGCUGUUUUGUUUUAUGUAAAAGAAUAUAAAUUAGGGAGUCCCAUAGAUGUAAGGCAGAACAAAAAAAAAUUGAUUUGGUCUCAAAUCAGUGUGAUGAACUUUUGCAGCUUGGAUAGCAUUUUUAUUUUUUUUAUUUUUUGUCAAUUGAAAAAUUCUGAUUGAUACAUCUGUCAUUAAUAAGUGAUUGAUUGAUACAUCAAAAAUUGUAAAUGUGUAGAUGGUCAACCAAAGGUUCAAUGAAUGGUGAACAUAUUUUAUGAAGGGAAAUUAAAUAUGUUAUAAAAGAAAAUGUUAAAGUACUGAUGACCUGUGAUUUUCACCAUAGGGAUUUUUCCUUCAAUAAUUGUGGAAAAUAAGUGCCUGAAUAAGGAAAAUUAUCAUGUACCAAUGGAAAAGACAACAAUAGAAAUAAAAGACAUUAUGCAAUUUUAAUGUACCAAAGGUUAUCAGUCUCCAUUAAGUAAUCUGUUUGUUAGCAGUUUUUCAUCCAGAAAUAUUUGAUAAGAUGUACAUAAUUGUUAUAGUAGGUUAAAAUUGUGCUUGGUUUACACCAGUUAUAUUCCAUCCCAAUAUUAGCAAAAUGUACUUAUAAAAUUUGUAAAGUUAUCGCACAAAAUACAGAAUGGAAUGCUAAAACUUCAAAUGGAAAAUUGAUGGUCCCUCUUUGGGGUUAAGUGAAGGAUUAUUUUCCAUUUUUCUUCUUUUUAAUGUUUGAUUCGAUUACAAAUUCUAUCCUGAUUUUUAGGGGGGGAAAUUUGUAUAUUUUAGUAUCUUUAUAACUUCAGUUUUGUGUAUCAUAUAUUUCUUUAGAUGUUAAUGGAAUGGGAUAACUGUAAAAAAAAAAAAAAAAAAAAAAAAAAAAAGUGAAAAUUAUAAAGCACAUCUUAGUGACUAUGAUAAAAAGCUAGGAUUUUGGCAAGGUAACUGUGUAUUCAUAAGAACUAGGGAUAUAAAUGACAUAGGACUUAUGUAAUGCAAAUGUUAGUAUGUCUUAUAAAUAUACAAUCAAAUACUGUUAAAAAAGGUUUAUCUGCUUAUAGAUCUGAAUUUUACUGUUGUACUGAAAUAGACCAAAAGCCUUAGGUCUAAUCUUUUUCUUUCUUUUUUUUUUGUUUUGUUUUGGUAAUUACUUUCAUGGCUCUAGAAAGGAGAUGGCACAGCUAGAUAAGCCUUCUUUGCUUCAUGGUAAACUAGCUAGUGGGUGUUUUGUUUUGUGAAAAUUGGCAAAGUUAAAAAAAAGAUAAGACAUUAUUUUGGUAUGCAGAAAUGUGUAGACAUUCCAUAAAAAUUGAUGUUUUUUUUUUUUUUCAUUUUAUUUCUUUUUUUUAUUUCUUAUCUCUUUAGACCAGUAAGUAAUGUGCUGAAUAAUGCUUGGAUGUAGUUAUCAAAAUACCUAAACUAUUGUAGGUGAUGUGCUAAAAGGUCACAGGGAACCAUGACUUCAGAAGGAUAUGUUUUUAUUUUUUAAAGGAAUGUAAGCCAUGUAAUAAUGAAAGAAGAAAAGUAA